AUGGCUUCCUCCUGCGCUACCAGGCCCAGCGCCUGGUCCGCCGCCCUCCGUAUCGCUUCCCACUCCAACAGCGCCGCAUCCGCCUCGGUCAGACCAUCUCUCGCUUCGACGUGCGCCCUCAAUGCUUCGACGAGACGGUCCUACUCCAGCAGGAUUUCCCGCUCAAGCUCCGCGUCCCGUUUCCAGUCUGCGUCGAGGCCCCAGGCCCGUCUCUUCUCGAGCACACCACGGAGCUGCUACAAGACUGUCGAGGAAGCAAAGUCGCGGUACAGGCUUGGGCCCUUCUCCAUGACCUCGGCCCUCCUUUUCUUCGGUGUCGGUGGCGGUCUGAUUAUCUACUUUCGCUACGAGAAGGAACGCGUGCAGCGCCAGCGCAUCGCCGAACAGACCAAGGGUGUUGGCCGUCCCAAGGUUGGCGGGGACUUUUCUCUCAUUGACCAGAAUGGCAACAAGUUUACCAGUGAAGACAUGAAGGGGAAAUAUGCUCUGGUGUAUUUUGGCUUCACACACUGUCCUGACAUCUGCCCCGAAGAGCUGGACAAGAUGGCAGAGAUGAUCGACGAAGUGAAGAAGGUUGCCGGCAACACUCUUCGUCCCGUCUUCAUCACUUGCGAUCCCGCGCGCGAUACGCCUGCCGUCAUGAAGGCGUACCUCAAAGAAUUCCACCCCGACAUCAUCGGCUUGACCGGCACGUACGAUGACAUCAAGGCCAUGUGCAGAAAGUACAGGGUGUAUUUCUCGACGCCAUCGGACGUCAAGCCUGGGCAGGACUACCUCGUGGAUCACAGCAUUUACUUUUACUUGAUGGAUCCCGAGGGCGAUUUUGUGGAAGCGCUAGGCAGGAACGAGCCUGCACCGCGGGCGGCCAAGAUCAUCAUCAAUCACAUCGGCGACUGGCGCGGCAAGUUGGAUCGUGACUAA
Molecule: messenger RNA, 921 nt
Organism: Diplodia corticola
Lineage: Eukaryota; Fungi; Ascomycota; Dothideomycetes; Botryosphaeriales; Botryosphaeriaceae
Product: sco1 protein
Exons: 4
Coding region: 1-921 (306 amino acids)
Biological process (GO): mitochondrial respiratory chain complex IV assembly; intracellular copper ion homeostasis
Cellular component (GO): mitochondrial inner membrane
Molecular function (GO): copper ion binding; copper chaperone activity
Source: RefSeq, a predicted model, not a curated record